GGCGGUAGCCAAUGGGUGCGGUGGAACGCUUAUGUCGCCGUCCCGGUCGCGGGGUGGUGGAGCCCCACUAGGGCGGGGAGCGGGCGCGGGGCUGGGGUAGGCUACUCGCGGCAGGGCGGUGGAGGCUGCUGGCGGUAGAGGAGGUUGUCGGCUGGCGGUCCUCUCCGCAGCGCUGACGGGGAUGCACGUCUUCCACCGGCGCUGACUCCGCGGGGCAGAGCUGGGUACCCGCCUCCCACAGCUAUCGAUGUGACGGACCCCGCUGCCGCUAGCCACCCAGGAAUACGUCGCCGUGAUUCGGCUGCGCUGCGGGGAGGAUCGAUUACUUGAUGUGCUGCAGCUCAAACAUUUAACACUUCACACUUAUGCCAUUGGAGAUGGAGGCCAAAGCCAACAAUCUCGUUUUUGGCUGUCAGCGAAGCUCAACAUCUGAUGAUGACUCUGGCUGUGCCUUGGAAGAAUAUGCCUGGGUUCCCCCAGGCCUCAGACCAGAGCAGGUCCAGUUGUAUUUUGCCUGCUUGCCAGAGGAGAAGGUCCCUUAUGUUAACAGCCCUGGAGAGAAACAUCGAAUUAAACAACUUCUCUAUCAGCUGCCACCCCAUGAUAAUGAGGUGAGGUACUGCCAGUCUUUAAGUGAAGAAGAAAAGAAGGAACUGCAGAUGUUCAGCUCUCAGAGAAAAAAAGAGGCCCUUGGCCGAGGCACUAUUAAGCUACUCUCAAGAGCAGUGAUGCAUGCUGUUUGUGAACAGUGUGGUACGAAAGUGAAUGGAGGUGAAGUUGCAGUUUUUGCCUCAAGAGCUGGACCAGGUGUGUGUUGGCAUCCCUCAUGUUUUGUGUGCUUCACGUGUAAUGAGUUGCUUGUUGACCUGAUCUACUUCUACCAAGAUGGAAAAAUUCAUUGUGGCAGACACCAUGCAGAGCUUCUCAAACCUCGAUGUUCAGCCUGUGAUGAGAUCAUUUUUGCUGAUGAGUGUACAGAAGCCGAGGGUCGCCACUGGCACAUGAAACACUUCUGUUGCCUCGAGUGUGAGACAAUCCUGGGUGGACAGAGAUACAUCAUGAAGGAUGGGCGACCAUUCUGCUGCAACUGUUUUGAAUCUCUCUAUGCAGAAUACUGUGAGACCUGUGGGGAACACAUUGGUGUUGACCAUGCUCAGAUGACCUAUGAUGGACAGCACUGGCAUGCCACAGAGACUUGCUUUUCUUGUGCUCAAUGCAAGACAUCUUUGCUUGGCUGCCCUUUCCUUCCAAAGCAAGGGCAGAUUUAUUGUUCAAAAACCUGCAGCUUGGGAGAGGAUGUUCACGCCUCUGACUCCUCUGACUCUGCAUUUCAGUCUGCUCGCUCCAGAGACUCCAGGAGGAGCGUUCGCAUGGGAAAAAGCAGCCGGUCAGCCGACCAGUGCCGCCAGUCUCUCCUGCUGUCACCCGCCCUCAAUUACAAAUUCCCUGGCCUUUCAGGCAAUGCUGAUGACACACUUUCUCGUAAGAUGGAUGACCUAAGCCUUUCCAGGGAAGAGGCAAGCUUUGUUAAUGAAGACUUCUGGAAAGGAAGAGUAGAGCAAGAAAUGCCUGAAGACCCUGAAGAAUGGGCUGAACAUGAAGACUACAUGACUCAGCUUCUUAUGAAGUUUGGUGAUAAAAACCUCUUCCAGCAGCCUGCUGAAGUAGACAUUAGAUCAAGUGAACACUGGAUUUCUGAUAGCAUGGUCAAGAACAAGUUGGACUUGAAAAAAAAUAAUCCAAGUCUAGCAAGUAAGAAGUAUCAAUCAGACAUGUACUGGGCUCAGUCACAAGAUGGCUUGGGUGACUCUGCAUAUGGCAGCCACCCAGGCCCUGCCAGCAGUAGAAAAAUCCAGGAACUAGACAUGGAACACAGGGCAUCAGAAUACAAGCAUGACCAAACACCGUGGUAUGGAGGUUCACUUGAAUGUUUGUCUGACCUGAAACAGCAGGAACAAAGUGUUCGAGACUCCAUGGAUUCUUUGGCUUUAUCUAAUAUAACAGGGGCUUCGAUGGAUGGAGAAGGCAAGCCACGACCAUCUCUCUACUCUUUACAAACUUUCCAAGAACUGGAAGUAGAGGACUGUGAGAAAAUGAGCAACAUGGGAACUCUGAAUUCUUCCAUGCUCCACCGGAGCACAGAGUCCUUGAAGAGCCUGAGCUCAGAGUUGUGUCAGGAAAAAGUCUUGCCAGAAGAAAAGCCAGUGCAUGUGCCUGUCCUGAGGAGAUCUAAAUCCCAGUCGAGACCACAGCAAGUAAAGUUUUCAGAUGAUGUUAUUGACAAUGGAAGUUAUGAGAACGUUGAGAUACGUCAGGCUCCGAUGAGUGAAAGGACUCGCAGGCGCGUUUACCAUUUUGAAGACCGUGGGAAUCGGCCUUCUCAUCAUCGCAGAAGAAGCAGGAAGUCUCGUUCAGAUAAUGCACUUAACUUGGCCGCAGAGAGAAGAUGUUCUCCAAGAGAGAGAUUUCGUUAUUACUCCCCUCAGGAUCAUGAGAAAUUUAUCCAGAACAGAAGCUCCCGCGAGCUGCAGGCAUACAUCCAGAACGCGGAGCUGUACGGACGGUAUGCCCACACGCGGUCUGACUACGCGCUGAGGAACCAGCUGGUGGAUAAAUUUUUUGGAUUGUAUGGUGAGGAAGAUGACUCCUGGUGUUCAACUUCAUCCUCAUCGUCUGAUUCUGAAGAAGAAGGAUAUUUUCUAGGACAGCCAAUUCCACAGCCACGAUCGCUGAGAUACCCAUACUACACAGAUGACCUUUCUGGUCCAACGGCCGCGUUAUCUAGUUCUCAGUUUGGACAAAGGACAACCAAAUCAAAGAAGAAGAGGGGACACAAAGGAAAAAACUGCAUCAUUUCUUAACGUGCUUUCAGCAGUUGGGAAGAGCAGUUAACUCCGUAGCUACAGUCUGAACCACAUCUUUUUAUAUUAAUAAGUAUACUUAGGCGAGUUGCUAAGGCUCUUAAUGCUUUGCCAGUGUCAAUGAUAACCGGAGUUUACCUUGUAGAAGUAACACUGGGAAAUGUCACCACGCCCAAUGACAGCCUGCUCAGAUACUGCUAGGUUUACUGUUACUGCAGGUUCCUCACACAGAUGUUUUGUUACACAUUUUAUUUUAUGCUUGCUGUUCACCUAAGCUGAAUCAUCUGAGAGAGGGGGUUCAACAAAGAUCAGUAAAAGUGUCAGACCUGUGCUAUACUCACACAGGGUGAUCUUUGACUUUUUCCUCUUAGCACCAAAAAAAAGAAGGCUCCAUACUGUUCCCUUUCUUUAUUGAUAAAAGCUUAGUCUUCCUCCUUCAGGUUUACUUUCUUUUUUCAUUUGGGAAAAUGCUCUUUUUCCAAAGAGCCCACUAUAAAGGAGGCAAAAAGCAUAGAAUUUGGAAGCUGAAACACUGGAGGCCCUGAUGUAUUCAAGAGCAACAGUAAAUGGUUGAUAGAACUUCCAUGGCCUCCACAUUCUUUUAGGAAUUCCCUCCCUCCAAAAGGGUUUUGUGUGUGUGUGAGAGUGUGUGUCUGUUUAAGGGAAGAUAUUAAUUAAGCUGCUGGAACUGGACCUGGGUGCCAAUAAGUGGUGAUGUUUGCUAUGCUGUGACCCCCCCACCCCCCCAGCAGUGAAAGAGAGAGGUACAGCUGCUGGAGUCCUUUGCUCAGGCAUGUAACACCCAUUAAUUCAAUGAGUCUACUUACGUAAGAAAGACUUUCAUAAGGGCUUAAAGGAUUAGGCUCCAGAACUGUGUCUCUUCAAAAGCAUUAUCCAGGUUUUAAAAUGUAUUAGCUGCAAUUCUAAAUAAAAUCUAAAAAUAUUGAUAUUUAUAAGGUAGUGUUUCAUAGGCUUAAAUGUAUUCAUAAUUUAACAGUGCAAAUACUAAUGUACAUAUUGUACAGUUCAAAGUUUUAAAAGCUGAAUAUUUUUAUAUCCCUGAAUUUGAACAAGUUUGUUACGAUAUCAAACUAGAUUUGUUAGGGGUUUAAACAGCAGCAUCGUGGAGGAAAUAUUGCUUGUAUUUUAGUCAGAGGUUUUAAAUUGAAAGACGCUGAAAGAUGUUUAGUGCAGAACAGCUUAAUUUUGUCUACUAGGUAUUAAAAGCUCUGUAUGCAUGGUGGGGCUAUGUAAAUACUCUCUAAACUAUGGCCUUCUUAAUCCUGCAAGUGUUAUUUAUGGGUCAAGCGAAAUGUAAACUAUAUAAAUGUAAAAACCACACAAGCCUGGAAUAUAUCAGUACAACAGAUAUGCAA
Messenger RNA from Pogoniulus pusillus (Red-fronted tinkerbird), 4237 nucleotides. RefSeq names its product prickle planar cell polarity protein 1 (gene PRICKLE1). The transcript is spliced from 8 exons. Lineage: Eukaryota; Metazoa; Chordata; Aves; Piciformes; Lybiidae. The record is from RefSeq and is a predicted model, not a curated record. Gene Ontology annotation, molecular function: zinc ion binding. Bases 366 to 2861 code for a protein of 831 amino acids.